Messenger RNA from Sesamum indicum (sesame), 1688 nucleotides. Its product is annotated as mitochondrial arginine transporter BAC2. Gene Ontology annotation, biological process: transmembrane transport. The record is from RefSeq and is a predicted model, not a curated record. Lineage: Eukaryota; Viridiplantae; Streptophyta; Magnoliopsida; Lamiales; Pedaliaceae. Gene Ontology annotation, molecular function: transmembrane transporter activity.
AUACUUUUAACUAUAAUAACAAAAGGUGGUUAUAUCUGUCUAUGUUUUAGGCAUCAUUCUAGUGUGUCUAAAAUUUGAAGUUAAAUUAUCUCCUAUCCAGGAUAAGAUUCUGCUGUUGCCUAUGUAAAAGGAGAAGACAAUUUUCUUACAAUAAAAUAGGAGGGCAGGCAGUUGUGGCUUUGUUAAUGAGAGUGGGAGAUUAAAUGGAUUUCGGGCCAGAGUUUCUUGCGAGCAGCUGGGGAAAGGAGUUUGUGGCCGGAGGUGUUGGUGGGACGGCCGGUGUUCUGGCUGGUCAUCCCCUUGACACGUUGAGAAUCAGGCAGCAGCACUCAACAAACGGAACUGCGUUCGGCAUCCUCCGCAAUGUCGUUGCUAGAGAGGGACCCUGUGCCCUCUACCGGGGCAUGCUUGCUCCCUUGGCUUCCGUCUCGUUCCAGACUGCCAUCACUUUCCAGAGCUAUGCUACACUAUCACAAGCAUUUGACCCGAACAUUAAAGCCGGUGAUCCACCAUCAUACAAAGCGGUGGUUCUGGGAGGAAUUGGCGCAGGAGCUUUACAAAGCUUGCUUAUCAGCCCAGUUGAGCUUGUGAAAAUCCGUCUCCAGUUGCAAAGGAAAACCAAUGAGAAAAUGAACCAAUCAAGCAGCAAUAGAGGUCCACUAGAUGUCGCGAAAAGCAUACUCAGAGCUGAAGGUUGGAGAGGAAUAUGCCGUGGACUUGGGAUCACCAUGCUUAGAGAUUCACCAAGCCAUGGUUUGUACUUCUGGACAUACGAGUAUAUGAAAGAACAACUCCAGCCAGGAUGCAGGAAAAAUGGCCAGGAAACCUUCAGAACGAUGCUCCUUGCAGGGGGCCUGGCAGGAGUUACUAGCUGGAUUUUCUGCUAUCCCCUGGACGUGCUUAAAACAAGAAUUCAGGCUCAAUCACAUUGUUUGCAGUCGAGAUAUUGUGGAAUUGUCGACUGCUAUAGAAAAUGUGUUAGGAGCGAGGGAUACAAUGUGCUGUGGAGAGGUUUGGGCACAGCAGUUGCUAGGGCCUUCGUUGUCAAUGGAGUUGUCUUUACAGCCUAUGAGACAGCUCUGAGAUGCAUGUACAACAACAGCAAGAAUCAUGCAGCCGUUCAAACAGAAAAUGCCGUGGACGUUGGAGCUUCCAAAGGCUGAACUCCAUCAUCUCAGCAAGAUCUGCCAACGGCAAUUCUUGCAAGCAAAACAUGAAAAAAGCAAGAGUCCAGACCCAACACUAAGUACAUUAAAGAGAAAUACCUGAAGUUGAUACCCUUUCUACAGACAAAAGAAAUAUCCAGACACAAAAAUAGGCCAUGCAUGCACUCUUUGAAAUUAUACAAUAGUCCAGACCCAACAUUUAGAUUUGUGGCGACUGUAUAUAUUUAUGACACGGAAAAGCAUUAUCAGUUUAGUUGAGCAUUUUUUAGUGGUCAUGGGCCAUUUUAUUUAACAAUUCUUGCAUGAAAACAAAGGUUAAUUUGUUGGUACUUAUGAUCAAGAAUUGAAGCAGCUGAUUAAUCUCAACUGAAAAUUGGGUUUUUGAUGACGAUAUAUAACCUUGUUGUAUGCAACUGCAAGCUGUAAAUGAUCCCCCAUUUUGUGUGAGUUUAUUUGUUACUUUAGAACUCUUGCACUACUUCCCCAUAACCAUCUUGUCCCCGUCUUCAACGUGCAUAUAUA